This is a messenger RNA of Exophiala spinifera, 6717 nucleotides long. RefSeq lists its product as uncharacterized. Gene Ontology annotation, cellular component: nucleus. Gene Ontology annotation, molecular function: nucleic acid binding; ATP binding. The transcript has a single exon. Bases 1 to 6717 code for a protein of 2238 amino acids. NCBI's taxonomy places the organism in Eukaryota, Fungi, Ascomycota, Eurotiomycetes, Chaetothyriales, Herpotrichiellaceae. The record is from RefSeq and is a predicted model, not a curated record.
AUGGCGGACCAAAACAUUUCCCAGUACAAGUACUCGGCGAUGUCGAACCUGGUUCUCCAGGCCGACCGCCGGUUGUACUCGCGAAAUAAAGACGAGAACACUGGAGACCCGGAGUCUCUUGCCGGACGCCUGAAUAUUCGGGACAUGGGUUCGCGAGUUGCCAGAGAACAAGCUCCUAAGCCGAAGAAGAUGGCACCCGGACUGGGAAUGGAGAGAGGAACAAUCCACGAAGGCGAAGACGUCCUGGAACGAGAACGGCGGAAACGAAAGCGGGGUGAGCCUGCACAGACUCGAGGUGCUGGCAUUCUGUCUGCGGGAGAUGCACUGAUAGAAGGACUCAAAUAUCGUCCUAGGACUCCUGCCACCCGAGCCACCUACGACUUACUGCUCACCGUGACUGCCAAUGCGCUGGGUGAUGUCUCGCAAGAAAUUGUCCGAAGCGCAGCGGAUGCAAUCCUCGAAUUCCUCAAGGACGACAAUAUGAAGGACUUGGACAAAAAGAAAGAGGUGGACGAAAUCGUUGGGACAACAAUGACUCCGAAGGAAUUCAACGAACUCGUCAAUCUGGGAAAAAAGAUCACAGACUAUGAUGCGCAGGACGAAGACGAAGACAUGGCUGAUGGGGACGAAGCCGAGCUUGACGAUCGACAAGGUGUUGCAGUCGUAUUCGACGAAGACGAUGAAGACGAAGACGGCAUCGCCAGAACAUACGAGGUGCGAGAUGAGGAUGAAGACUCCGAUGAGGAGGAUGAUAUCCAGGAUCAACCUGACGAUGAAGCUGCGACGGCCGGUGGCGCGGGCGCGCCUGAUAUUGAUCCAGAUGAUGAAGACACGGGAAUGGUACUAGACAGCGGCAUUGCGGAUUCUUCGCGACGGAAAAGGGAGGACUCCGAUCUUGUGCCUAUACAUGAAAUCGACGCGUACUGGCUUCAGCGACAAAUCGGGUCAAUAUAUCCAGACGCUCAUAUCCAGCAACAGAAGACUCAAGAUGCGCUGCAAAUUUUGUCCGGAAAGUCACUCGAGGGUGAGGAUAUAUCCCUUCGUGAUAUUGAGAACGACUUGAUGGACUUGUUUGACUAUGAGCAUCCGGAAAUGGUCGGGAAACUUGUGAGCAACCGUGACCGGAUCGUAUGGGCAACCAGAUGGCGGAGGGUGGCUGAAGAUACUGACGCCCGGAAUCUACUCGAAGUUGAAAUGGUUGAAGCUGGCCAACGUGCUAUCCUCAAUGAGUUACUGGGCGAUCAAGAGGCUGGUGCUGAGGGCCCUCGACCUUCAAAGAAAAUGAAGCUCGAUCUUAUGGACAUUGACAUCCCAAAAGCACAGACCGACUCUCAAGAAGAGAAGAAAGAUGGUGCUCUAUCUGGUGGCCUGCAACCUCAGCGAUUGAUUAAUCUUGAAAAUCUGGUCUUUGAGCAAGGAAACCAUCUGAUGACAAAUCCAAAGGUCGUCCUACCUCAAGGCUCAACAAAGCGGACGUUCAAGGGCUACGAAGAGAUCCAUGUUCCUGCACCCAAGGCUAGGAUAGAUCCUGGUGAAAAGUUGGUGCCGACGACCGACCUGCCUGACUGGGCCAGGCAGGGUUUUGGCUCUGCAAAGAGUCUCAACAGAAUCCAGUCAAAGUGCUACCCCUCGGCCUUUGGCGAUGACGGUAAUAUGCUUGUCUGUGCGCCCACUGGAUCAGGCAAAACGAACGUGGCCAUGCUCACCAUGCUUCGAGAGAUCGGCAAGCACCGAAAUCCAGAGACCGGAGAGAUCAUGUUAGACGACUUCAAAAUCAUCUAUAUUGCUCCACUCAAAGCAUUGGUUCAAGAGCAAGUGGGUAAUUUUGGUAAGCGACUAGAGUCAUAUGGCAUCCGAGUGUCAGAGUUGACCGGAGACCGACAACUUACCAAGCAACAAAUCGCGGAUACUCAAGUCAUCGUGACAACUCCCGAGAAAUGGGAUGUCAUCACUCGAAAGGCCACGGACCUCAGCUAUACCAGACUUGUUCGACUGAUCAUCAUCGAUGAAAUCCACUUACUGCACGAUGACCGUGGCCCUGUGCUAGAGAGCAUUGUAAGCAGGACAAUUAGGAAGAUGGAACAGACUGGCGACCCUGUACGCAUUGUCGGAUUGAGUGCAACUUUACCAAACUAUAGAGACGUGGCUACGUUCCUACGAGUUGACCCUGCGAAGGGUUUGUUCCACUUUGACGGAUCAUUCAGACCUUGCCCCCUUCGACAAGAGUUCAUCGGUGUGACAGACAAGAAAGCCAUCAAGAUGCUCAAGACUAUGAACGAUGUCUGUUACGCGAAGGUCAUGGAACAUGUCGGCACAAACCAGCAGCAGAUGUUGAUAUUCGUACACUCUCGAAAAGAAACUGCUAAAACGGCGAAGUACAUUCGCGACAAAGCCGUGGAGGCGGAGACUAUCGGCCAGAUAAUGCGAACAGAUGCAGCUAGCAGACAAAUUUUACAAGAGGAAGCUGAUCAAGUCCAUGAUGCGAAUCUAAAGGACCUUAUGCCCUAUGGCUUCGGUAUUCACCACGCUGGUAUGAGUGCUGCCGAUCGUUCUUCGGUUGAGGAUCUCUUCGCCGAUGGAUCUCUUCGUGUCCUCGUCUGUACCGCCACUCUGGCUUGGGGUGUCAAUCUUCCAGCCCAUACUGUCAUCAUCAAAGGCACUCAGGUCUAUUCGCCUGAGAAGGGUAGUUGGGUUGAGCUCAGUCCUCAGGACGUGCUACAGAUGCUUGGCCGUGCCGGUCGACCGCAGUAUGAUGUUUAUGGUGAAGGUAUCAUUAUAACAUCUCAAGCAGAGAUACAAUACUACCUGUCUCUACUGAAUCAGCAGCUGCCGAUCGAGAGCCAGCUCAUGAGCAAACUUGCGGACAACUUGAACGCCGAGAUCGUCCUCGGCAAUGUUCAAAGCCGAGAUCAGGGAGUUGAAUGGUUAGGCUAUACCUACUUGUUCGUCAGGAUGAUUAGGUCCCCAGGUCUAUACAGUGUUGGUGCGGACUACAGCAAUGACGAUGCUCUCGAGCAGAAGAGAGUCGACCUUAUACACUCUGCCGCUGUGGUUCUCGAGAAGGCAGGUUUAGUCAAGUAUGACAAGACCACUGGCAAACUACAAGCCACGGAUCUUGGACGAAUUGCUUCCCACUAUUACAUCACCCACCACUCCAUGCUGACCUACAAUAUGCAUCUCCAGCCGUCGAUCAGCACAAUUGAGCUCUUCCGCGUGUUUGCUCUGAGCGACGAGUUCAAGUACAUUCCGGUGCGGCAGGACGAGAAACUCGAAUUGGCGAAACUCUUGGGCAGAGUUCCGAUUCCUGUCAAGGAAGGUAUGGAGGAACCACAAGCCAAGAUCAAUGUUCUGCUCCAAGCAUAUAUCUCUAGGCUCAAAUUGGAAGGACUUGCACUUAUGGCAGAUCUCGUAUAUGUCACGCAGUCUGCUGGUCGUAUCCUUAGAGCAAUCUUCGAGAUAUGCCUAAGAAAGGGCUGGGCCUCAGUAGCCAAAGUUGCACUUGAUCUCUGUAAGAUGGCAGAGAAGCGGAUGUGGCCAACUAUGACCCCUCUGAGACAAUUCCCAAUGUGCCCCCGGGAGUACAUUCAGAAGGCUGAACGAAUGGAAGUUCCUUGGUCAAGCUACUUUGACCUUGACCCCCCUCGGAUGGGAGAGUUGCUGGGAUUACCAAAAGCCGGCCGCGUCGUUUGCGAUCUUGUGUCGAAAUUCCCGCGACUGGAGGUACAAGCCCAAGUUCAACCCAUGACAAGAUCAAUGUUACAUGUUGAGCUCACCAUCACACCUAAUUUCGUCUGGGACGAUGCUUUGCAUGGCACCGCGGAGUCGUUCUGGAUUAUUGUGGAGGAUUGUGACGGCGAGGAGAUCCUUUUCCACGAUCAAUUCAUUCUCCGAAAAGAAUUUGCACAAGGUGACAUGACUGAGCAUCUGGUUAACUUUACUGUCCCCAUCAGCGAGCCCAUCCCGCCGAAUUACUUUAUCACUCUAGUGUCGGACCGAUGGAUGCAUUCAGAAACUCGAGUUCCAGUGUCAUUUCAAAAACUCAUUCUCCCAGAACGAUUCCCACCACAUACACAACUUUUGGAUCUGCAACCCGUGCCAGUACAAGCACUCAAGGUCAAAGAAUAUGUCGACCUGUAUCCUAACUGGGAUCGAUUCAACAAAAUCCAAACUCAAGUCUUCAAGUCUUUGUACGACACCGACGAUAGUGUGUUCGUUGGUGCGCCGACGGGCAGCGGCAAGACUGUCUGUGCCGAGUUUGCCUUGUUAAAACAUUGGAAGAACCCUGAAGCUGGCAAAGCAGUUUAUGUGGCACCUUUCCAGGAACUGGUUGACAUUCGUGUCGCAGACUGGCAAGAGCGGCUCUCUAAUAUUGGCGGAGGAAAGACUAUCUCUACACUCACAGGUGAGAUCACCGCUGAUCUGCGAAUACUCGAUCAGUCAGAUCUUGUCCUGGCAACUCCGACUCAAUGGGAUGUCCUAUCCCGACAGUGGCAACGUCGCAAGAACGUUCAGAAUGUGGAACUGUUUAUUGCCGAUGAGCUGCACAUGCUUGGAGGCGAGAACGGUGCCAUUUACGAGGUCGUCGUCUCAAGAAUGCAGUAUAUCCACAUCCAGCUUGAGAACAAGAUGCGAAUCAUUGGGCUCAGCGUUCCCUUGUCCAACGCCAGAGACGUUGGCGAAUGGAUCGGAGCGAACAAGCACACCAUUUACAACUUUAGCCCUAUGGCUCGACCUGUCGGGUUAGAGCUUCAUAUUCAGUCGUUCAACAUCCCUCAUUUCCCAUCGCUGAUGAUGGCCAUGGCCCGUCCUGCGUACCAAGCAGUUCUCCAACUGUCUCCCGACAAGCCUGCUAUCAUCUUCGUGCCUGGAAGGAAACAAGUUCGAGCUACAGCUGUGGACAUCCUCUCGGCCUGCAUUAUCGACGAUGAUGAUCAGCGGUUCCUGCAUACCAACGUUGAGGAACUGGCACCUUUCCUGGAACGCAUCCACGAGCGAGCCCUCGCUGAGUCUCUAAGCCAUGGCAUUGGCUAUUAUCACGAGGCUCUUUCAAUCAGCGACAAACGCAUCGUGUCUCAUCUGUUCAAGAUCGGCGCGAUCCAGGUCAUGCUCGCUUCUCGGGACGUCUGCUGGGAGAUACCGUUCACUGCACACCUCGUCAUCAUCAUGGGAACACAAUACUUCCAGGGCCGCGAGCAUCGGUAUGUGGACUACCAGAUCAGCGAGAUCCUGCAGAUGUUCGGCCGCGCGUCCCGACCUGGCCAGGACAGACUGGGCAAGGGUGUGCUCAUGGUGCCUCAAGUCCGCCGCGAGUACUACAAGAAGUUCCUGAACGAGGCUCUACCCAUCGAAUCGCAUCUCGCGCUGUCUCUUCAUGAUGCGUUUGUGACGGAGAUCAGCACCAAGACCAUAACAUCCACGCAAGACGCCGUCGACUGGACGACAUACACGUACUUCUACCGACGUCUCCUCGCAAACCCGUCAUUCUACGGGCUCAACGACACGUCGCACGAAGGCCUGAGCGCGUUCUUGUCAGAACUGGUCGAGACGACGCUCAAAGAACUAAGCGAGGCCAAGAUCAUCGACCUCGACGAUGAAGACGACUCGGUGUCGCCUCUCAACCCGGCCAUGAUCGCAGCCUACUACAACAUCAGCUUUAUCACGAUGCAGACGUUCCUCCUCUCCCUGACGGCGCGGACAAAGCUCAAGGGCAUGCUCGAAAUCGUCACGUCGGCGACGGAAUUCGAAGGGAUCCAAAUGCGCCGACACGAAGACCACAUCCUGCGCCGCAUCUACGACCGCGUGCCCGUCAAGAUGUCCGAGCCCGCGUACGACAGCCCGCACUUCAAGGCCAUGGUGCUGCUCCAGGCGCAUUUCUCGCGCAUGCAGCUCCCCAUCGACCUGGCCAAGGACCAGGAAGUCAUCGUGUCCAAGAUGCUCGGCCUGCUCUCGGCCUGCGUCGACGUGCUCAGCAGCGAGGGCCACCUCAACGCCAUGAGCGCCAUGGAGAUGUCCCAGAUGGUCGUGCAGGCAAUGUGGGACCGCGACAGCCCCUUGCUGCAGAUCCCGCACUUCGACGCCCGCAUCGUCGACGUCCUCGCCCGCCACGGCGUCAAGGACAUCGACGAGUUCAUGACCGCCAUGGACCCCAGCGAGAACCCGGACCAGCCGAAGCUGGUCGCCGAAAUGGGCCUGACGAACCGCCAGCUCGUCGACGCCGCAAACUUUACAAACUCCAAGUACCCCAGCCUGGAACUGGAGUUUGACGUGCUCGAGAAAGACGACGUCACCGCCGGAAGCCCGAGUUACCUCGCCGUCAAGAUCAGCAGGGAGACCGAGGAAGAGGAAGAAGAAGACGACGACGACGACGACGAAGAAGGAGGAGGAGGAGGAGGGGCGGGGAAGGGUGGCAACGACGAGGUCGACUUGACCGUCCACGCGCCCUUCUAUCCCGCCAAGAAGCUGGAGAACUGGUGGCUUGUCGUCGCGGAGGAAAAGACCCGGUCUCUGCUCGCCAUCAAGCGGGUGACGAUAGGCAAGAACCUCGCGACAAAGUUGGAGUACGUGGUGCCGACUCCCGGGAAGAAGGACCUCACCCUCUUCCUCAUGUCGGACUCGUACGUGGGUGUCGACCAGAGCAUGGCGUUUAGUGUCGACGUCGCCGAGGGGAUGGACGAAGACGAAGACGAGGAGGACGAGGAAGAGGAGGAAGAUGAAUAG